CAGAAACCGCAUCGAGAGGACAGCUUCGAUACGAUGGCGCGGCUCUAUUCGACGGCUCACGGCUGCUGCCAUUUAUAAUCUCUCCUGCUUCACUCACGGGUGCAGCACGGGAUGGGUGUCCGGGGUGCUUGGCACCGAGGCGUUAACGGGAGGUGCCUGGUUAGCAGCACUACCCUGCCUCGUGGCUCUGCCCGCUGCGCCGUUCUUCGCCGUGCUAGCAGACACUAGAGGGCGCAAGGCCGGCGCGUUUUGUAUCUGCAUCAGUUUCAUUAUCAGCUGGUCUCUGGCAGCAUGGUGUGGCCCCAGGGGCGUGUGGGCGGCGCGAGUGGCCGCUGGUGCGGGAGGAGCGGGUGCUUUAGCCCUAGCACCCCUGUACUGUGCAGAGAUAGCUCCAAGGACAAGAGGGUUGGCAGCAAUGCCGGCAUUAGCUUGCAGUUGCGGGAUCCUAUUUGCGUACGCAGCGGGUGGUGUGCUGUCCGCUCACGCGCUCUCCUUGUCAAUGGCGGUGCCACCGACGGUGCUGCUGGUGUCCUUACUGUGGCUUCCAGAGACCCCGUCGUUCCUUAUCAGCGUUGGAAGGAUACAGGAUGCAGCAAAGGUUAUAUGCUGGUUUGAUGGCUCCGACUUCAGGGAAGACUUGACUGACGUCAUCGAGCAGCAAGAAGUCAGGAUCAGGACUUCAGACUGCUACGGAGGGCGGAGAGAGGCGAUGCGGCGCCAAGACUCGGAUACCUUCCAGCCAAUGCUGAAGAGGAGCAGCGGAUUAGAUUCCAACUCGGACAAGAAAACUGAACAAUCAGCAUGCAGAGAAUUGUUUCGACACAAGAAGUCCCGACGGGCUCUGUUCUCUUGCUGCGUACUGCUGUGCACCGCAGCGGGCAGCGGCGCCGGCGCGGUCAACAGCUUCGCGGCCGCGGUGCUGCGUCAUUCCGCACACGCAGUGCCCCAUCUCAACCUGACCGUGUACAACUACACUAUAUACAAUGGGACUGUUCAUCACGCACUCUUUGAAACUUCAGUAGCCGGUUCAAUGCUUUGUGGAACUGCAUUAGUCUUAGGAGCAGCUGUGGCGACUAUCACAGUAGAUAAACUCGGAAGGAAGAUGUUACUACUGUGGUCUUGCUCAGGCAUCGCUUGUUGCCUCGCUAUACUAGGAGUAUACUGUGACCCUCGUCUCCGCAUGUACUCCUGGUACUCACACCGCUUGUGGCCUUAUAGGAGAAGCCAAGAUAUGAGAGGAAGAUACUUGGACCUACCUCAGAACAUGACUGACAAUCUUACCGUUAACGUCAACAGUAGUUUCAUAAAGAAUUAUGUGAAUGAGAGUAGACUGUUGCAGAAAGAUGAGGAACAUGUGAAUUUGACUAAAGUUCAAGUUACGUUGGUGGAGAGUAGCGGCCCAAACGAAGAUAGUACGGAUGGAACGUUGUGGACCCCAAUUAUGCUGCUUUCUGUGGUGUUGUUCCUGUAUAAUAUAGGUUUGGGAUCCGUGCCUUAUGUGUUGAUAUCGGAGAUGUUUUCGAUGAACGUCCGGGGCCUUGCGUCGAGUUUCUUCAUCUCCUGGAUGUGGCUCAGCAACUUCUUCUUACUACGCUACUACGGCACCAUCGCCGUUUCUCUUGGCCUCCAUGGCACCUACUACAUCAGCGCUUGUGUCACUCUUCUCGGCUCAUUGUAUAUUCUACUUAUAAUACCAGAGACAAAAGGUAAGAGUCAAGAACAGAUAGACGAAGCUUUAGAAGGCCCACUACUAGUUCUGAAGAGGCGAAAGAGCAGGCGAUGACAAUUCUCUAAGGUCCUGAAUGUUCCUAGAACUUCAACAAGUGUACAUACAUACUAACCCUAUGUGGAAAUUGGAGAUGUAUAUGCAUGCUCUAAUAAAUAAUCAAUUACUCGUUAUAAUAUAGGACGAAAUAUAUUAUAUUUUAUAUCUUAGUUGAAGUAUUCUCAAAUGUAACCUUGAUUUUAGAUUGUUUAAACUUCAUGUAUAUGUUUUUUAUAUUCAAUAAUAAGAUUUUAUCUUAUACUAACGUUUAGUUAUUAACAAAAUGCGGCAGUUAUUUUAAUUUUCCUAGUGAACAAAACGUGUAAGUAGGUACUCGUUUUAACUUAAUUUAGCUUGUUACAGUUUUAGCUCUGCUUCUAUGUUACAGAGACAUUAUGGACCCAUAAUGGAAAAGAUAUAUACUUUAAAAAUUAUUGAGUGCUUCUUAGCUAACUAUAUGGUUUUAAGACCUAAUACCUAUGUUUUUCUACAAAUUCUUGCAAUCACCACUGCCAAAUGUGUUAUUUCUAAAUGUUGAAUUCUUGUAUGUAUAUUGUAUGUAAUAUGCAUUUAUGUGAUUGUCCAAAAAUUCCCUAGGGAAUAGAUUAAAAUAUAGAUUACAGUAAUCAAAACACCAACUUAAACUUAGGUUAGAAUUCGACUUCUAUUAUUCGACUACACGCAUUUCG
This is a messenger RNA of Chilo suppressalis (striped riceborer), 2454 nucleotides long. The record is from the annotation of a GenBank genome assembly. Lineage: Eukaryota; Metazoa; Arthropoda; Insecta; Lepidoptera; Crambidae.